AAGCAUACGCUGAUCGAGAGGAGUUCACAGACCGCAGGGCUAGCUACAAGUGAGAGAGAAGAGUGAGAGAGAGAGAGAAAGAAAUACAACAAAAUCAACACUGUUCAUUGACGCAAGGUUUGCACUAACAGGAAGAAACCAGACUGCAUGCAUGGCUGAAGGAAGUGUCGCUGUAUCUGACAGCAGCUCACCCCGUCUUCUUGAGGCUCCACAUACAACUCGUCCCCGAUCCUGGACAGAGAGUGGAUGGCUUUUCCCAGCACUGUGCGUAAGAUGUGAGGAACGCUGCCGUGUUCUCACUCUCCUCCCAUCAGAGGUGAUAUAAGCAGCUGCUGAAGAAGAGGUGUUUACUAGAACAGGCUUGUGUGCCCAAACAGUGGACAUUUCGAGAAAGAGAGACACUUUUACAAGAAGCAAGAGGAGCUAUGUAAAAAGCUUGUUUUUCAAGAGAGAAGAACUUUUGUUGCACAAUUUGAGGACUGUUGAAUGAGUGGAUGUAAACUGACAGCGAGGCAAAUUCGAGAAGAAGCAACAGGAAGAUAAGCGGUAAAACGUGGGCCUCUGUUUGAUUUUGUGGUGAGGAACUGUUCGCGCGAUGAAAAGAGAUCCGAAAACUUGGCAAGAGCAAGCCAACCCUCGCCGGAGUCUUUUCAGCCAAAGCUGUAUUAAAGGAGAGAAAUGAUCACAGCACCGGUGCAUUUUUCUGUCUUGGUAUCCAGCCUCAACGAAACGCAGCAGUGAGUAGAAGCUAUCCUUGUUGUGCUGGAUGUGCUACAUUGUUCACAUGUGUCCCAGUGAAACCAGGAUCUGACACACUGAAGAUUUGUUCCUAGAUGUCUCAGUCACCUCAUUCAACAGACAGCCAGGCCGUGUUGCAGUCUAUGCUGCAGAGACUGAAGCUUCAGUCAGGAAGAGAGGGCCAGGCGCAUUUUCAAACACCUGUAUCCUCUUCUGCAGCUCCGGCUCUGGGCCAAAAUGGUCAGAGAGGAGCUGCCAGCCUCCAGGGAGUUCCCAGCAGUCCUGUGGAUGUGCUUAGUUUUAACGGGUACCCUUCAAAGGAGUUCCCAAUCUCAGCCACGAACAGUACCUCUGGCUUCCUAAGGGAUGAAAAACACCAAGCAAGUCCUGCUUUGGAAGGGAGCAGGAGUCCAACUUUCUUCCCUUCACAGAAAGUCGGCCCCAAUGGAGACUCGGGCAAGAAGUGGGAGCUGGGAGAGGCUCCCGGCCCUGGGAUCUCCCCAACAAGUACAAGGCCGCUUUUUCCUACUAAACCACAAAAGGAGAUUAAACUCACUUUCUUUAAGAGGACAGAUACAGAGAGUGAGAACAUUGGGAGCUACUUGAUGAGAGAAGACGUCCCUGCUAAAACCAGUGCUGGUUUGAACAUGAUGGAAAACCAGAACCACGUCCCGGCGUGGUCCGUGAACAGCACAGACGCUGGCUUAGCUGGUGGGGGAAAUAUAGGAUCCCAUGUUGGAAACGGAGGAUUCAGCAGCUUGCAACAAAAUAACGACUUGCAGGUCUUUUCAAACAGCCAAGUGGCAACAAACAUGAGGAGAAAACGAUCAACUGAGAAUAAAACGAGAAGAUGGACGCAGAAGCUCAAGGAGAGAUUUAAGGACAGACAUGGGAAUGCUGAGAAAAAGGGAAAAGAAGACGGACUUCCUGGACAAGAAACGCAAGUAAUAAUGCCAGAUACACCAGGCAACAAACCAAAUAAUGAUCCAGAUGCAGCCUUCUCUCCUUCGGACUGCACUGAUUCCAGCAAAUUGCAUCCUGCACAAACAGAAGACAACACUACUGCGAGCAACAUCAGGCGUACCAGUGACUUUGACAUCGGCUUGGGGUCAUUCAGCCUUCUGGACGAGAUAACCAAUGGUCAGGAGUGGGCUAAGUUUUUAAACCCAAACCUCUCCACAUCUUCAGUAAUUGAGAGACCAUCAGAGGAGCCAUCAAGCCAACCCCACAUCCAGCCACAGCCUCACAGUCUUAAUCAGUCACCAGGAACUUUGAGUCAGGUUGAAGUUGGGAACAACCAGUGGAGCUUCAGGAGUACAGAGUCCUCACCUGGUCCAGUCUUCAGCAUGCCACAGUCAGCCCCUGUUUUCCCAGCUGCAAAUAUGGACACUUCAGCGUUAAAGCAGCCGGCUGACCAGUUGGAGCCAAUGGAAGAUGGACAAAGCCGAUCGGAAAUGCUGUCCAAACUCCAGCUUAGGUUGUCAGCGUUUGCAGAGCCAUCAGAUAAUCCUUACCAUUCAAUAGCAAGAAACAGAAUCCAGAUGAGCAGAAAGAGGCAACAUCAGCCGGCUGAAAGGAAAGAGGAGAGAUUUCAGACUGAGAAAAUGAGUGAUGGAGGAAAGACAGAUAAAGGGCCCAUACCUUCACCAUCCCCAGCCAGCAUCCAAAUGAUGGAAGAGUCAGUGGAGUCACAGCAGAGAAACAUCUCAUCUUCACAAGAGCAAAGGUCUCUUCCUGUCUCUCUGUCUCCAACAUCGCUGAGUCCUUCUGCUCCGCCUCCCCGGGGUGUGCUCAGAAACAACAUGUCCCAUGAAGCCGAAUCCGCAAUGGAGACUAUGACAAAACGGAGACGGGUCGAGGAGAACCGCCGGGUUCAUUUUUGCGAGCAUGUGACUUCCAUAGAGUCGCCGGACAUCAUGGACGAUACGGUGGAAGAGGAGGGUGAGGAGGAAGAUUUGGAAGCAGAUGAGGACUCGUUAUUCGAGUCGGACUUUGAGCCAGUACAUGCAGAAAUAGAUGAAGUGUUGCCAGCCCGUCGUUCAAAUCUCCCUGCUUGGAUACAGGCCCUGAAGAGGAUGAAUGCUGGGAAAAAGCACAGAUAGUGGCUGUAGGACAGAGAUGGAUAAGUAAUGUUUAAAAAAUAAAUUAUUAAAACCAUCAUAUUUGAGGAGAGUUUGUCUCCAAAACAGAUUUAUCUGCCUGUGAAGGUGGCAGAGUUUUUAAAGUGGUUUGAAACCACUGGUAUGGGACUCUUUGGUUACAGAAAUUUCUGCCAUUAUAUGCAUUUUUUCCAGCCACACAUGGAAACCAUAUAUAUGAAUAUUCCUACAGAAUGUGUCAAAUAUCUCUGGACACUUGCAUUGUCCUGCUCAGAACCUGCUUUGUUAACAAGCAUUCGAUCAGACCAUAUGCGUCUAGCAAUAAAGUUUAAAUGAAAUGAUUGAAAUGUUUUUCUGCCAUCGUUGCAGAGUUUUUGUGUGUUGUGUUUCAUUAUUCUCCUACUGAACAGCAGCUGAUUGCUGUCUGAUCUAAUGUCUCUGCUGCUGACUCCCACACAUAAACCUGCCUGUCUGCGAUGAUUCUUUACCAGACAGUCAGAGCAAUUCGCUGCCAAGAGACGAAAACCUUAUCAGAUUAAGAUAAGAAGAACAAUGAUUCUAAUCAACAUCUGUGCAACUCAGCCAUUUGCUUCCAAAGUGAAGUUUAAAAUUAAAAUUUAUAGCUGCAUUAAAAAGGGCCAAACGUAACAAGGAGUAAAUAUUUUGGAAACCCUCUGAAUUGAGAAAAAUAAUAGAAGGGUUUAUAAUCUGACAUGAUCCGCCACUUUUGACCAAAUCACUGAAAAAAAUAAGAAAUCUGAUACAAUUUUGAAGAGCUGCUGUCUGUAUCUGCACAACAUGCUGUCUAUGUCUGUAUUAUCUGACAUAGACUCAUUUUAAUGCUUCAGCUGGAGCAGCUGGGUUCUUAUUUUUAACAAAAAUCCAGAGCAAUUAACCAUAAAAUAGAAAUAGUGUGUAAUGGGUAAAAACAAACUUUAAAUGUUCGUAUUUUUAUGGCAAUUUAAAUCAAAUUAAUACUGACCAAUGAAUUGUGAUUAACCUUGGUCAAGAUCACUGCCUGCUAUGGCAAACCCCCCACUUUAUAGCAAGCUGGCUGAGCAAACUACUCUUCAUGUUCAUUUGUUAUCGCAAUGUGUUAAAAAUUAUGGAAAAUAAAGAUAUUGGAUUAAGAAAAGAAAGCAAGAAGUGUGAUGCAUGUC
Messenger RNA from Gambusia affinis (western mosquitofish), 3997 nucleotides. RefSeq lists its product as uncharacterized. The record is from RefSeq and is a predicted model, not a curated record. The transcript is spliced from 7 exons. The coding region runs from base 834 to 2840 and encodes 668 amino acids. NCBI's taxonomy places the organism in Eukaryota, Metazoa, Chordata, Actinopteri, Cyprinodontiformes, Poeciliidae.